This is a messenger RNA of Dibothriocephalus latus, 183 nucleotides long. NCBI's taxonomy places the organism in Eukaryota, Metazoa, Platyhelminthes, Cestoda, Diphyllobothriidea, Diphyllobothriidae. The record is from the annotation of a GenBank genome assembly.
ACCCUACUGCAACCAGCCACGGAUUUCUAUACUACUCUCGGAAAGCAGUGCGUUGAGGCCGGAUGCAGCGUUGACCUCUUCCUCUUUCCCAACUCCUACGUCGACGUGGCCACUCUGGCCGAGGUGCCCAGACUGACUGCCGGCAACCUCUUCAAGUAUACCUGCUUCCAGGUGAGAAGUUAG